Messenger RNA from Histoplasma capsulatum G186AR, 1317 nucleotides. Its product is annotated as aureobasidin resistance protein Aur1. The record is from RefSeq and is a predicted model, not a curated record. The transcript is spliced from 2 exons. Gene Ontology annotation, molecular function: inositol phosphoceramide synthase activity. Gene Ontology annotation, biological process: inositol phosphoceramide metabolic process; sphingolipid biosynthetic process. Gene Ontology annotation, cellular component: inositol phosphoceramide synthase complex. Bases 1 to 1317 code for a protein of 438 amino acids. NCBI's taxonomy places the organism in Eukaryota, Fungi, Ascomycota, Eurotiomycetes, Onygenales, Ajellomycetaceae.
AUGGCCGGUGUUAUGAACCCAGUGAUCCCCUCGUGGAAGGAUAAUUCGCAAAAUUAUCUCGGCAAAGUCCAGGUCGUAAUACCAUGGCGAUCUAUACAAAUGCUUCUCCCCCACCGCGUGCGCCGAAAACUGCGGUCAAAACUGCGAAGUCGCGUCUCUCCGUCAUCAACAAUAACCUCCCUUAAUUCCUCCUUCUCCCCUUUCGACACCCUAAAGACUCUACAAGCUCAUCGGUGGAGCGUAUAUGAUGGACAAUACCUCGUACUGCUCUUUGUUGGCAUAUUUUCGCUCUGUGUUAUCGAAUCGCCUGGCCCCUUCGCCAAAGCUCUGGUUGCCUUUGGGUUGAUAACGUCGCUACUUCUUCCAGCCACCUGCCAAUUCUUCCUACCAUUUCUCCCUAUCAUUGCUUGGCUCAUCUAUUUCUAUGCCUGCCAAUUUAUUCCAAGCGACUGGCGGCCCCCAAUAUGGGUGCGCGUGCUUCCAGCACUUGAAAACAUCUUCUACGGUGCCAAUCUCAGCAAUAUUCUCUCUGCCCGUCAGAAUACUUUUCUAGACGUCUUGGCCUGGGUUCCCUACGGAAUUAUGCACUAUGCAGCUCCAGCUAUAUGCUCCAUUAUAAUAUUCAUUUUCGGACCCCCUGGGAUGACCCCAAUUUUUGCUCGCACCUUUGGAUUCAUGUGUAUUACUGCGGUUACCAUACAAUUUUUAUUCCCGUGCUCUCCUCCUUGGUACGAGAAUCUGUAUGGGUUGGCUCCUGCACACUACGGAAUACCGGGGUCUCCUGGUGGCUUGGCCCGAAUUGAUGAACUUUUUGGUGUAGACAUAUAUACGUCUGGCUUUACGGCAUCGCCUGUACCAUUUGGUGCCUUUCCCUCCCUGCAUGCAGGGAACGCAACCCUCGAGUCUCUAUUUUUGAGCCUUAUUUUCCCCAAGCUUAAACCUGUUUUUAUUCUCUAUACUGCGUGGCUGUGGUGGUCCACGAUGUAUCUUUCACACCAUUACGCGGUGGAUCUAAUAGGCGGUGGCUUUCUAGCCGCUGUCUCGUUUUACUUCGCAAAGUCAAGAUUCAUACCACGAGUCCAGGCUGAUAAAACAUUCCGGUGGGACUACGAUUAUGUGGAGGUUGGGGAAUCGCCGAUCGACCAUGGUUAUGACUUAGCAAACUUCCACGGUGAUUUGCAUAUCGAUUCUGACGAAUGGACCGUAGGAUCGUCUUCCUCCAUAUCUUCCGGUUCCCUCAGCCCUGUGGAUGAAGCUCAAUCCCUGUGGGAUGGCGAGACCCUAGGUGCAAACUCAGACCUUGAAGCAGGUCGCUGA